This is a messenger RNA of Vicia faba (fava bean), 2409 nucleotides long. Lineage: Eukaryota; Viridiplantae; Streptophyta; Magnoliopsida; Fabales; Fabaceae. The record is from the annotation of a GenBank genome assembly.
AUGGACGACGAAUUGCUCGAGUUGCAGAGACAGUUCGAGUUCGCUCAACAAGCGAAGUCCAGUAUUCGAUUAUCCGAUCGAAACGUCGUUGAAUUAGUCCAGAAAUUGCAGCAACUUCAAGUCAUCGAUUUCGAGCUUCUUCACACUGCUUCCGACAAAGAGUACAUCACUCUCGAUCAACUGAGAAAUGAGAUGGUGACUGAGGUGAACAGAUUAGGGCGAAUUUCUGUGAUUGAUCUUGCUGAUGUUACUGGAGUUGACUUGUACUAUGUUGAGAAAUUGGCUCAGAGUAUUAUAACUGAUCAUGGGGAAUUGAUGUUGACUCAAGGGGAAAUCGUUACGGAAUCUUACUGGGAUUCGAUUGCAGAAGAGAUUAACGAGAGGCUUCAAGAAUGUAGUCAGAUUGCUUUGACGGAACUUGCUGCGCAAUUGAAUGUUGGUUUGGAUUUGAUUGCGUCUGUGUUGGAGCCGCGUCUUGGAACUAUAGUUAAAGGAAGGCUUGAAGGUGGGCAGUUGUAUACUCCUGCCUAUGUUGCUCGUGUUAGUGCCAUGGUUCGAGGUGCUUCUAGGGGCAUUACAGUUCCGACAAAUUUGACAGUGUUAUGGAGCUCGUUGCAGAAUUUACUGCAAGAAAUGGAUGGAGCCAGUGGUGUGGCUGUUGAUGGAUCUUUCUUCCAGUCUUUGUUUAAUGGACGUGUGAAGGGAGGUGAAAUUUCAGGGUCUGUACGUGCUGGAGUGCAUUGGACACCAGCUGUAUUUGCUGUUGCUCAAAAGGAAUCUGUGGAUUCAUUCUUUUCACAAAAUUCUUUUAUCAGCUAUGACGUUUUGCAAAAACUUGGAAUUCCUCAGCCCGUUCAAUUCUUGCAGGUAACUAAUCCCAGAUAUCCUGAAGGCAAACCUCUUGUUACAACAUUUGUUCACCCAUCAAUGAUUGAGAUGCUAGAUGCUGCUACUGAGGAUGCUCUAGAACGUGGUAGCUGGAGUGAUUCUCUUUCCUUAUUGCCCUCAUCUUUUACACCUCAAGAUGCAUCUAAAAUGUUGUUCCUCUGUCAAUCUGUACAAUUGGCUCUUAAGUCUAACAAAGCACAUAUAUUUGGGGACUUCUAUGUAUUGAGCAGCAGCUUUAUGAAGGACAUUUGCGAUUGUACGGUGAAAGAAUUAGAGACAUUAGCUGUUUCAAGGUCUUUGGGCACUGUAAAACCUGGUGAUUUACCAAUAGCCAAUGAAGUAAAAGCAGGGUAUGAUUCAAGCAGGUUGAGUGUGUCCAGUGAAAUGGCAAGUGACAGUGGCUCCAACAAGCAUGCUGAUAAAGGGCCAAAGAAGAAAAAGGGGAAAGCCACUGGAAAUGCAUUAGCAAAUCAAUCUGAAAGUGGUGCUGAUAACCAAGAGCAUACUUCUACCAAAUCUAAGAAAAGCCAGAGAAAGGGUAAGGAUACAUCUUCACAAACAUCAGAUUCAAAGCAAGGCUCUAGGAAAGAAUCACUUAAAAUGAAAGAGGAUAAUCUCAGUAGUCCCUCAGAAGAAUGGAUCAUGGAGAAGAUUACAGCCUUGGUUCCUGAUUUUGAAGAACAAGGUAUUGAUGAUCCUGAAACAAUUCUUAGGCCUUUGGCUAACAAGUUAAAGGCCCACAAUAAUCAAUACUUGGAUGGAGAAAAGGAAGGCAUUAAAAAACUCGAUGAGUCUUUCUUAAACAUGCAACUGUAUGAAAAAGCCUUAGAAUUGUUUGAAGAUGAUCAAUCAACUUCUGUUGUUUUGCAUAGGCAUUUACUAAGGACAGUAGCAGCUCCUAUGGUUGACAUGCUUCUUCAUGACUUGGAUGAGCAGAACAAAUUAAAGAGCGGAGUAGAAGUGCAGGAAUCUCCAAAUUCUGAGUCUAUUUCGUUUAGUCCUGGAGAUAGAGCUGCAAUUUCCAAGAGUUUUCCAGGAGCUCUUUCAAAUAAGGCUCUUGCUGUUGUAGAAGCAUUGGAAGGAAAGAGGGUGGAAACAUUCAUGUCUUCAUUCAGAGCUGUGACAGAAGAGAGCGGGCUGCCUUUGAAAAAGCUAGACAAGAAACUAGAAAGGACACUUCUACAUUCAUAUCGUAAGGAAUUGACAUCUCAAGUUUCGGCUGAGACUGACCCUGUAUCACUUCUGCCGAAAGUCGUGUCUUUACUCUAUGUCCAGGUUUACCAUAAAGCUCUACAAGCCCCUGGAAGGGCCAUUUCUGUUGCUAUUUCUCAAUUGACGGAUAAGCUUGACGAGACAGCUUGCAAGAUUAUAGCUGAUUAUCAAGCUGCUGCCGUUACUCUUUUGACACUAUCAGCUACUCCUGAUGACGAAGACAGUUGUGCAUCAAAUAGAAUUAGAGAGAUUAUGGAGAGCCAAAUGCCUGCUCUCAAAAGUUUGGUUUCGGGUGCCUCACGGUCAUAA